Messenger RNA from Miscanthus lutarioriparius, 1554 nucleotides. The record is from the annotation of a GenBank genome assembly. Lineage: Eukaryota; Viridiplantae; Streptophyta; Magnoliopsida; Poales; Poaceae.
AUGGCGAUGACCGCCAUAGCCUCCCCGUCGUCCAGGACCCUGAUCCCUCCGCGCCACCACGGCGCCGCGCCCUCCCCGUCCACCUCCAGCGACUCCUCGCUCCGCCUCCUCCGCUCGCACCCGCGCCACGGCCGGAGCAGCCGCGGGGUGUCCGUCUCCACGCCCGCGGCGCGGAGCCGGCCGUUCGUCUUCUCCCCGCGCGCGGUGUCCGACUCCAAGAGCUCCCAGACCUGCCUGGACCCCGACGCCAGCACGAGUGUUCUUGGAAUCAUUCUCGGAGGUGGUGCUGGCACUAGAUUGUACCCUUUGACAAAGAAGCGUGCCAAGCCUGCAGUGCCAUUGGGUGCCAACUAUAGACUGAUUGAUAUUCCUGUCAGCAAUUGUCUCAACAGCAACAUAUCCAAGAUCUAUGUGCUAACACAAUUCAACUCUGCUUCCCUCAACCGUCACCUCUCAAGAGCCUACGGGAGCAACAUCGGAGGGUACAAGAAUGAAGGGUUCGUUGAAGUCUUAGCUGCACAGCAGAGCCCAGAUAAUCCAAACUGGUUUCAGGGUACUGCAGACGCCGUAAGGCAGUACUUGUGGUUGUUUGAGGAGCAUAAUGUGAUGGAGUUUCUAAUUCUUGCUGGUGAUCACCUGUACCGAAUGGACUAUGAAAAGUUCAUUCAGGCACACAGAGAAACGGAUGCUGAUAUUACUGUUGCUGCCCUACCGAUGGAUGAGGCACGCGCAACUGCAUUUGGCCUCAUGAAAAUCGACGAAGAAGGGAGGAUCAUUGAGUUUGCUGAGAAACCGAAAGGAGAGCAGUUGAAAGCAAUGAUGGUUGACACCACCAUACUUGGCCUUGAUGAUGUAAGGGCAAAGGAAAUGCCUUAUAUUGCUAGCAUGGGUAUCUAUGUUUUUAGCAAAGAUGUAAUGCUUCAGCUCCUCCGUGAACAAUUUCCUGGAGCCAAUGACUUUGGAAGUGAGGUUAUUCCAGGUGCAACAAGCAUUGGAAAGAGGGUUCAGGCUUAUCUGUAUGAUGGUUACUGGGAAGAUAUCGGUACCAUUGAGGCAUUUUAUAAUGCAAACUUGGGAAUAACCAAGAAACCAGUACCAGAUUUCAGCUUCUAUGACCGUUCUGCUCCAAUCUAUACACAACCUCGACACCUGCCACCUUCAAAGGUUCUUGAUGCUAAUGUGACGGACAGUGUUAUCGGUGAAGGAUGUGUUAUUAAAAACUGCAAGAUACACCAUUCUGUAGUUGGACUCCGAUCUUGCAUAUCUGAAGGUGCUAUCAUAGAGGACACUUUACUAAUGGGUGCGGACUACUAUGAGACUGAAGCUGACAAGAAACUCCUUGCCGAAAAUGGUGGCAUUCCCAUUGGUAUUGGGAAGAAUUCACACAUCAGAAGAGCAAUCAUUGACAAGAAUGCUCGAAUUGGAGACAAUGUGAAGAUACUCAAUGCUGACAAUGUUCAAGAAGCUGCGAGGGAGACAGACGGGUACUUCAUCAAAGGUGGAAUUGUCACAGUGAUCAAGGAUGCUUUACUCCCUAGUGGAACAGUUAUAUGA